AUGGACGAUUUAGAUCUAUUGGAUGAACUUGGAAAAGGUGCAUAUGGAACAGUUCGAAAAGUACGCCAUACAAAAACUCGAGUUGAAAUGGCAAUGAAAGAGAUUCGACUUGAAUUGGACGACAGCAAAUUAAACGGAAUCAUAAUGGAACUCGAUAUUUUGCACAGGGCAUCCGCACCUGAAAUUGUGGAAUUUUACGGAGCUUUCUUUUACGAAAGUUGUGUGUAUUAUUGUAUGGAAUUUAUGGACGCAGGAAGUUUGGAAGAUUUGUACGAUGGACAAUGCAGCGUUCCAGAAGAUGUUUUGGCAAGAAUUGUUGGAUGCACAGUACGUGGAUUACGCUUCCUCAAGGAUAAUCUGCAGAUCAUGCAUCGAGAUGUAAAGCCGACCAAUAUCGUUCUCAAUCGCAAAGGCGAAGUAAAGUUAUGUGACUUCGGUGUAUCUGGGCAGUUGGAAAAGAGUCUAGCAAAGACAAAUAUUGGUUGUCAGAGUUACAUGGCACCUGAACGAAUCAAAGGAGAAUCGCAAAAUUUGCUAGGAACAUAUACUGUUGCUUCGGAUGUUUGGUCUUUGGGUUUGAGUAUUGUUGAAACAACGAUGGGAACGUAUCCUUACCCUCCCGAAACGUAUUCAAACGUCUUUGCACAAUUACAAGCAAUCGUUCAUGGAGAUCCUCCUCAAAUACCCGGAGAUUAUUAUUCUUCCACCGCUCGUGAUUUCGUGGCAGGCUGUUUGGAAAAAGUACCGGCAAAAAGAAGUACGUACAAACAAAUGCUAGAACAUCCUUGGUUACUGCAGGACAAAGAACGUGGUCCGGAUGGAGUCGAUAUGCAAGGCUGGAUCAAAGUUGCAAUCGAACGUCGAGAAGUGAGAAGGGAAAAGGAGAGAAGUCAAGUGAAGAUCGAGGGAAAAUAA
Meira miltonrushii is the source of this 915-nucleotide messenger RNA. RefSeq names its product kinase-like protein. Gene Ontology annotation, molecular function: ATP binding; MAP kinase kinase activity. The record is from RefSeq and is a predicted model, not a curated record. NCBI's taxonomy places the organism in Eukaryota, Fungi, Basidiomycota, Exobasidiomycetes, Exobasidiales, Brachybasidiaceae. The transcript has a single exon. Gene Ontology annotation, biological process: protein phosphorylation; MAPK cascade; cellular hyperosmotic response. Bases 1 to 915 code for a protein of 304 amino acids.